Molecule: messenger RNA, 785 nt
Organism: Vigna unguiculata (cowpea)
Lineage: Eukaryota; Viridiplantae; Streptophyta; Magnoliopsida; Fabales; Fabaceae
Product: NEP1-interacting protein 1-like
Source: RefSeq, a predicted model, not a curated record
UUCAUCUUCUCAGUUUCAAAUUUUCUCACCCUUUUGAACAUGUUUUCUGGAAUGAUGCAAGCAACAACAAGGUGUAAGGAGCUUCUUUCCAUGUGGCUUUUGGCUGCCAGUGCCAAUUAUGCACUUCGUCGAUUCAUGAAAGUCAUAGAGAGAGUUGUUUUUGCUGAAUUUACUUGCAUUGUGGCAUUAGGAGGGUCCAUAAUGGGGAUAAUUGCAGGAGCCAUCAGUGGCCACACCACAGAAGCUGGUUUUGUUGAUGGUGCUUGCAAAGGAGCUGUGACAGGGGCAAUUGCUGCACUACAAUUGCUAAAUAAUGCUGCAGCUGCUGAGCCUCUGUCUAAGUUUGCCCUAUUGAGGAGUUUGCUAAAUGGAAAGGUAUUUAUGGAAUGGAUAUGUCCAGUAGUUGCAAAAGUGUAUCAAUGUCAUAUGAAUGCACAUGGAACAAGUUACAGAGAAGAAUCAUCAGAUAUAAACAAUGGCGUUGUGAGGGGAAUCACAGUCAAAGAAAUGACUUGGAAUAUCAUCCGAGAGCUUCCUGUUCAACAAUUCAAUUCCAGUGAAAUGUUGAAUCUUUACAAUGAAUCAUGCUGCUCAAUUUGCUUCCAAGAUUUUGAGGAUGAAGAAUUUGUGAAGACACUUCCAAACUGUGGCCACUUUUUUCACUUGGUGUGCAUAGACAAAUGGCUAGUUAAACAAGGAUCAUGUCCCAUCUGUAGAAUUUAUGUUCCACAAUUAUGAAUUUGCAGCUGAAUUAUAGUUGGAGAAUCUCUUUAUAAUUUCAAAGA